AUGACCCGCACCGCCACCCGCAAUGCACCUUUGUCCUUGACUUCCACGUUCAAGCUUCAAGUUAAAAUCAUGGGCGGGUUCCCCGUCGUCUUUGUCGGCUACGAGCUCGAAGAUGAUGCUUUAGACAUCUAUCAAUCCUCUAAUGAUCCUAGAGACGCAGUCAAGUCUCUACUCCGCGUCGUCGAAUCGGAAACAAGCAGGCCAGCCAGCAUCGUCCGCUACGAUGACUCCAAGGGCCAAACACACAAAUUCGUCUGUUGCUUUGCGGAUCUCAGCGGUCGAGCCUACUCUCCGAAGGAGAUUGACGCUAUCCCUGUACCUCCUGAAUUUUCCCGCGUGCCGAACAGAGUCAAGACGAGAGGGGAGUUGGAACGCAAGUUUUCUCCGAGUGCGAUGGUAAAUUCUUACGGCGCAGAUGGCAAGACUCGGGUCGAUACCGGUGCCGUGAUAGGGCGCACGAUCCAAUACUCCUACUUAAGUAGCCCCCACGUUCCCCUAAAGCGCCCGGGUUACCCUGACGUCACCGAAACUGUCGGGACCUUGUUGCGGCAAGACGCGUCAGUAGACAGGCAACUGAAACGAACGGGAUUCAGAAAGUGCAUAGAGAAAAUGGCCGAUGCUUGUAAAUCGAGUUAA
This is a messenger RNA of Desarmillaria tabescens, 636 nucleotides long. RefSeq lists its product as uncharacterized. The transcript has 4 exons. The record is from RefSeq and is a predicted model, not a curated record. Lineage: Eukaryota; Fungi; Basidiomycota; Agaricomycetes; Agaricales; Physalacriaceae. Bases 1 to 636 code for a protein of 211 amino acids.